AUGACUUGUUCCAAUCCUACUAGUAGUAUCAAUGUCACCACCAAUGAUCACAACACACCUUGUUCCAACAAUAAACCUCUAGAUAAGAUGUACAAAGGGGUGAGGAAGAGAAAAUGGGGAAAAUGGGUAUCUGAAAUUAGGCUUCCAAAUAGUAGGGAGAGAAUAUGGUUAGGAUCAUAUGACACACAAGAAAAAGCAGCUAGGGCAUUUGAUGCAGCCCUAUAUUGUCUACGUGGUCCUCAUGCUAGUUUCAAUUUCCCUAACACACCUCUUACCAUCAAUUUAGUUUUUCAUCAUAGUGUUAGUCACAACUCUCUUUCCCCUCAAGAGAUUCAAGAGAUUGCUGCAAAAUUUGCCAAUGAAUUACCAAUUGAGCUUACUCAAGAAGAAGAUCAACAAGUACCUUCAGAAUCACAAAAUGAUGCCAAUUCCAAUUCUUAUUCAUAUCCUCUAGAUAAUGAUAUUGGUGAUUUGAGAAGGAUGGAUUGGAGAUUUGAGGAUAUGUUUGAUGACAUGAAUAGGGUUGCUAAUUGCUCUAAUUUUUAUGGGCUACAAAAUAUGCAAUAUUCAACUCAACUUUUUGAAGAGGAUAAUGUGGACCAAAUUGAAUGUGAAGAUACCUUUUCUAAUCAUUCAAUCCUUUGGAAUUGGAAUUUUUGA
This is a messenger RNA of Medicago truncatula (barrel medic), 660 nucleotides long. Its product is annotated as ethylene-responsive transcription factor ERF018. Gene Ontology annotation, biological process: regulation of DNA-templated transcription. Lineage: Eukaryota; Viridiplantae; Streptophyta; Magnoliopsida; Fabales; Fabaceae. The transcript has a single exon. Gene Ontology annotation, molecular function: DNA binding; DNA-binding transcription factor activity. The record is from RefSeq and is a predicted model, not a curated record. The coding region runs from base 1 to 660 and encodes 219 amino acids.